CAUCGCGUAUAUAUAGAGGCGUUAGCUUAGCUCUGGGGCAGGCACAAGGCACAAGAGCAGUGUUGAUGCACCAUCAUCGAUCGUUGUUCUAUAGCCACCAUGGGCAGCGGCAACGGCAAGGUGUACGCCACGGUGGUGCUCAUCAGGCUCAUCUACGCGGGGAUGCACAUCCUCACCAAGGCGGCCUUCAACGAAGGCACCAGCACCACCGUCUUCGUCUUCUACCGGCACGCCGUCGCCGCCAUCUUCUUGCUGCCUUUCGCCUUCCUUGAAAUCAGGAAGCGACCGGCGCCACCUCUGACCUUCAGGCUCUCCGUCAAGAUCUUUGCUCACGGCUUCUACGGGAUGGCUGGAACGAUCAACUUGUACUGCAUUGGCCUGAAAUAUGCUUCGGCGACCUCGUCGUCGGCUAUCUUCAACAUCGUGCCGGUGGUCGCCUUCAUCUUGGCCGUCAUGUUCAGGAUGGAGACCCUGAAGCUGAGGAGCGUCCAUGGCAUGGCCAAAGCCUCCGGUAUCCUCCUCUGCGUCGCCGGCGUCGUCGUGCUGGCGCUGUACCAGGGCCCCCAGCUCAAGUCGAUGAACCACCACCAGCUCCUCCAGCACCACGUGAGCGCGGCGGCCGCCCACCAUUCCAACAGGGAGUGGGCGCUGGGGAUCUUCCUGAUGACAACGUCGGUCGUGAUAUGGUCGCUCUGGACAGUGAAGCAGGGGCCGUUGCUGCUGGAGUACCCUUCCAAGCUCCUCAACACGACGCUCCAGUGCGCGUUCGCCAGCGUCCAGUCGCUGGCCAUCGCGCUUGCCCUCGAGAGGGACUUCUCCCGGUGGAAGCUCGCCGGCCCCGUCAGCCUCGCCUCCGUGCUCUUCACGGGCAUCGUGGUGGCGGCGAUCUCGUACUACCUGCAGAUCUGGGUGAUCGAGAAGAAAGGGCCCGUGUUCCUGUCCAUGUCGAUGCCGCUCAGCCUCGUCUUCACCAUGGCCAUCGCCUCUUUCCUGCUGGGCGAGGACGUCAGCCUCGGAAGCAUUAUCGGCAGCGUCCUCCUCGUCGCGGGCCUCUACAAUGUGCUGUGGGGCAAGAGCAGGGAGGACAAGCAACAAGCGGCGGCGGGCGAGACGACGACGGACAGCGGCCGCGACAAAGCAGAGGACGUGGAGAAGAACGCGGCGGCCGUGCAGCCGGCGGACGGGGAGGAGGAACAGGACCACGGGACGCACGGCGACGCGCGCGGCCGGGGCCAAAGUCUGACAUGAUCGACACGGCGCGUCCGUGCGUGCGUGUGAAUCAUGCAUUGCAUAGCAUGCAAAGCGGAUAUCAUCUGCCGAUUCCGUGCAUCUUUCACGGCAGGCGUACGACCGGUGUUUGUCCGAUCACUGCAGAAAGGAUGCCGGACGCAGGAUCAGGCAGGCACUGUCGCAGUACUGAUCAUGUGCUCACCCUAUCUGAAAGCGGUUCUUGGGCUCAUCAGCGCCCUAUAUGCGUACUACUCUAUCCACCACCCUUUAUUGUUUGUGUGCUCACAUGUACUGUGUGCAUCACAUCAAGUUAAAUUUCUGGGUGAUGAUUGGACCUUUAAUUUCAUAAAGAUUGUUCUUUUCUUGUAAUCAAACAAUCAGCUUUAGUUUUCACUAGAGGUAGAAGAAUCUAGUUUAUUACGACCAAAUCGUGAAAUGGACGUGCAUCCAAAGCUCCAACGCAAAGAACCGACUAUAGACAGGAGCUCCUUCCCCGGAGCAAAAAGAAAGCAAGCAAAAGGGAAGCAGGGUUAGUGUGUGGCCCUACGGGUGAACUCCCUUUUCUUAAAUGUGGUUUGUGAAGAUUGCAGAAUAUUAUUUUAUCAAAAUAGAAAAGACAACUACGAGCAAAGUUGUUGGGUCAGGUUGACAUUUUUUUUUA
Sorghum bicolor (sorghum) is the source of this 1891-nucleotide messenger RNA. RefSeq names its product WAT1-related protein At5g64700. NCBI's taxonomy places the organism in Eukaryota, Viridiplantae, Streptophyta, Magnoliopsida, Poales, Poaceae. The transcript has 6 exons. Gene Ontology annotation, cellular component: plasma membrane. Bases 100 to 1248 code for a protein of 382 amino acids. Gene Ontology annotation, molecular function: transmembrane transporter activity. The record is from RefSeq and is a predicted model, not a curated record.